Juglans regia (Persian walnut) is the source of this 765-nucleotide messenger RNA. RefSeq lists its product as uncharacterized. Gene Ontology annotation, molecular function: sequence-specific DNA binding; DNA-binding transcription factor activity. Gene Ontology annotation, cellular component: nucleus. NCBI's taxonomy places the organism in Eukaryota, Viridiplantae, Streptophyta, Magnoliopsida, Fagales, Juglandaceae. Gene Ontology annotation, biological process: regulation of DNA-templated transcription. The record is from RefSeq and is a predicted model, not a curated record. The coding region runs from base 1 to 765 and encodes 254 amino acids. The transcript has 4 exons.
AUGGGGGAGGGAAUGAACAAGUCAGGACACUGCUCGAAUUGGGGCUUGAACAGUGAUGGCCAAAUGAGAAGUCCUAAUGAACGAGUUCGACGAACUCAGAUGGGAGACAUCAAGCCUCAUAGACGUUUCGAGGUCUUGGUGGAUGUCAUCGUCGAGCCAUUGGGGAUCCAUCGCGUAGCUAAGACAUUGACUACAGGAGACGCUCAGCCUAGGGAUGGAUCCCGAGUAGAUGCAGAUGUAGGCACUUCUGCAUCAUCUACUGAACUAGUAGACCGGUCAGAGGCUAAGGGUACUGAUGAGGAGGAUGAUGACCGAGAUGAGGAUUUCUACAAUGUCCUCACUGGGAGAGACCAAGAGCAGCUAGAUAGGAAGAACUCCUUCAUGCAGAUGGACAGGACGUCUAUACUUGGAGAUACUAUAGAGUACAUGAAAGAACUCCUAGAGAAAAUCAACAGUUUGCAGCUAGAAAUUGAUCAAGGGAGUUCAAACAUUACGGGCAUUUUCAAGAUCCUGGUAAAACCAAAUGAAGUAUUGGUUAGAAAUUCACCGAAGUCUGAAUGUGGUAAUUCCACGCGUUGCCUUGGCAGUGAUGUGGAUUGGGGGAAUGUGGAUACAAUGAUUGAGAUUUGCUGUGCAGGGAAGCCAGGGCUGCUGCUAUCAUCAGUGAAUACCUUAGAAGUAUUAGGCUUGAGAUUCAACAAUGUGUCAUUAGUUGUUUCCAUGACUUUGCAAUGCAAGCUUCCUGCUCAGAGGCACCAAAUUUAA